Humulus lupulus (European hop) is the source of this 1832-nucleotide messenger RNA. Its product is annotated as flavonoid 3',5'-hydroxylase 2-like. The record is from RefSeq and is a predicted model, not a curated record. The transcript is spliced from 3 exons. NCBI's taxonomy places the organism in Eukaryota, Viridiplantae, Streptophyta, Magnoliopsida, Rosales, Cannabaceae. Gene Ontology annotation, molecular function: oxidoreductase activity, acting on paired donors, with incorporation or reduction of molecular oxygen; iron ion binding; monooxygenase activity. Bases 85 to 1623 code for a protein of 512 amino acids.
AUCUCAUUCCAUUUUACGUGCGUUGUAGUAAAGCUUUCUUUUCUUUUCUUUUCUUUUCUUUUUUUCUUCUAAUAUUUUCUCACCAUGGAACUAUUACCACUACUAGAUAAUGUUCGACCAAUUCUAGUCACACUUCUAAUUUUCCUCAUCACACGCUUCUCCAUUCAUUCUCUCCUAAUCAAACCCCACAAAAAGCUCCCACCUGGUCCCAAAGGCUGGCCCUUCGUAGGAGCCCUUCCUCUACUCGGCUCCAUGCCCCACGUAACCCUAGCCAACAUGGCUAAGAAGUACGGACCAGUCAUGUUCCUCAAGAUGGGCACGUGCAACAUGGUCGUCGCCUCCACCCCAGACGCCGCACGUGCCUUCCUCAAAACCCUAGACCUCAACUUCUCCAACCGCCCACCCAACGCCGGCGCUACCCACUUGGCUUACGAUUCCCAAGACAUGGUGUUCGCUGACUAUGGCCCUCGGUGGAAGUUGCUGAGGAAGCUCAGCAACCUCCACAUGCUCGGCGGCAAGGCUCUCGACAACUGGGCUCCAGUUCGAGACGCCGAGCUCGGCCACAUGAUUCGAAGCAUGUGUGACUAUAGCCGCCGUGGCGAGCCCGUGGCCGUGCCCGAGAUGCUGACCUAUGCUAUGGCCAAUAUGAUUGGUCAGGUGAUAUUGAGCCGGAGAGUGUUCGUGACGAAGGGGAAGGAGUCGAACGAGUUCAAGGACAUGGUGGUGGAGCUGAUGACGUCGGCGGGGUUCUUCAACGUCGGCGACUUCAUUCCGUCGAUUGCUUGGAUGGAUUUGCAGGGAAUCGAGGGUGGAAUGAAGCGAUUGCAUAAGAAGUUCGAUCUGAUUUUGACCAAGAUGAUCGAUGAGCACUUAGCCUCUUCUCAACAACGCAAGGGAAAUCCUGAUUUUCUCGACGUCGUUAUCGCCAUUAACCGGGACAACUCUGUUCCCGACGAUGAAAAGCUUUCUCUCACCAAUAUCAAGGCUCUUCUUUUGAAUUUAUUUACAGCUGGGACGGACACGUCAUCAAGCAUAAUAGAAUGGGCACUAGCCGAAAUGCUGAAAAACCCCAGAAUCCUGAAACGAGCCCAGGAAGAAAUGGAUCGGGUAAUCGGGCGGGACCGGCGGCUCCAAGAAUCCGACCUACCGAACCUCCCAUACCUCACGGCCAUAUGCAAGGAGACCUUCAGAAAGCACCCAUCCACACCGCUGAACCUGCCACGUGUCUCGACGGAGGCAUGCCAAGUGGACGGCUACUACAUCCCGAAGAACACGCGGCUGAGCGUCAACAUCUGGGCGAUCGGGCGUGACCCGGAGGUGUGGGAGAACCCGGCGGAGUUCAACCCGGAUCGGUUUCUGAGCGGGAAGAAUGCAAAAAUCGACCCGCGUGGGAAUGACUUCGAGCUGAUACCGUUCGGAGCCGGGAGAAGAAUCUGCGCCGGGACGAGGAUGGGAGUGGUGCUGGUCGAGUACAUAUUGGGGACUUUGGUGCACUCGUUUGAGUGGAAGUUGCCUGCUGAUGUGGUUGAGCUCAACAUGGACGAAGCCUUCGGUCUUGCUUUGCAGAAGGCUGUCCCUCUUUCUGCCAUUGUUACUCCACGCCUUGCCCUACCUGCAUACUAAGUGGACCGGUGCACUUCUUUCGUGUUUUUGGUGCCUGAAAAGUUUCCGGCGCAAAUUUAUUAUGACCGUCUAUGUUGUAGUGAUUUUAAAAAUUAUGUCGAAUUUUCUAAAAAUUCUAAAUAAUUUACCGUAUCGAAAAUAAAGUUAAAACUGAUUGUACAAGUAUAAAGAAAAUUAGUCAUUCAUGUAAUAAAAUCGUGUUUUCGACA